Messenger RNA from Zasmidium cellare ATCC 36951, 552 nucleotides. RefSeq lists its product as uncharacterized. The record is from RefSeq and is a predicted model, not a curated record. The transcript has a single exon. Bases 1 to 552 code for a protein of 183 amino acids. Lineage: Eukaryota; Fungi; Ascomycota; Dothideomycetes; Mycosphaerellales; Mycosphaerellaceae.
AUGGUUCCCCAAGGUGUCAGUGGAAUCUAUGGGUCGGGACGGAUGUUCGACAGCUGCAAUAGCGAGCCCGCUGCCGCGGCGCAGGGAGGCAGGAAGGCAGGAAAGAUGUUUGGCUCGCAGUCGGCGAGAGCAGUAUCGGCGGGACGCAGGAUAUUUGCUGAGCCGUGGUUUCAGCUUCAGGGCUGGCGGAUAGGUGCAGUAUGCACGUCGUCGCAGGGUUUCCGCAGCGUGGCAAUGGCAGCCGAGGGGGGCGUGACUGACAGCGGUCACGGGAGGGAGCACAAUGCCAUGGUCUGGAUGAAAGAAAGGGAGAUGGCGGGAGAGGUUCGACGUGAAGAAAGUGUUCCUGCGUCGGCUCACGCAAGGCAAGGUCAGAUGGAAGUAUUGAUCGCUGGGCGGGGCGAAGCGCUAGAAAAGUUGUACCGCUCGCUCCAGAGCAGGGGUCGUUAUCGACGCUGCGGGGUGCGAGAUGGCGACAGUCGCAGGGGCUCUGACAAGGCCGACAGACACGUCGAAUUCAGCCGCCACGGUGGAGGAAGGAGGUGGUGGUGA